CCAACAUCCACCCCUCCUGCAACCAUCCAUCCAUCCAUCCAUCAUACAUUCAUCCUCCGUUGAUCCCUAUCUUUGAACAUGUCCUCAUCCAAUGUCUCCAUGUCGCAAGACCCGCUUACCUCAUCCGCCGCAAUCCCUCCCGCCAAGCCCCGUCGCCGGCGUGACAAACCCCAAUUCUCCUGCAACGCGUGUCGUCAACGAAAGUCUCGAUGCGAUCGGCAACAGCCCACAUGCUCCAGCUGUCUCUCGCGGGGUCAGACGUGCGUCUACCUGACGCCUAGGCCCGGAGCAUCGUCCUCGUCGGCCCCGUCCAGCGGGACCUCCGGAGUCCAUGACCGGCUCGUGCACCUGGAGCGUCUCGUUAAGUCGCUGAUGGCCGAUGGGGUGGUAUCUCACCACCACCACCAACACCAUAAGCCCCCGCAGCAGCCACUGGCUACGCCCGAUUCCAGUUCCAGUGGCGGUCUUCGACAAGAGUCGGCCAGCGGCCUCGAUACGCAGUCGGACUGCGGAAGCAUGCAGAUCACCAGUUCGGAGCUGCGGUAUGUGGCCGGCGAACACUGGGCGGCCAUCCUGGACAGUAUCGCCGACCUGAAAGCCCACUGUGACCGCGAGGAGCAGAUCUCCCUGGCCGAGACGCCCACUCACCUCAGUGAGGAGGAGCCACCCCACUUCCGCCAUGCUUUGUUGCUGUAUGGAUGUCACCGGGCCACCUCGCGCGCGGAGAUUAUCGCGGCUCUGCCGCCCAAGGCCGCCGUCGACCGCUACAUUUCCCGCUAUUUCAACUAUCUCGACCUAGUCGCAUCCGCUGCGGUACAUGGGCCCAGCUUUCUGCGAGAGUAUGAGGCAUUCUGGACCGAUUCCAGCCGGGUGUCAAUCGUAUGGGUUGGCCUUCUCUUCAGCAUGGUGUGUCUGGCGGUGAUGGCUUCGGAUACGACCGACGGGCCCGAAGCGGAGCAGAAGUCCCUCCAGAUUGACCUCUACCGCGAGAAGAUCGUGCAGUGCCUGGUCCUGGGCGAGUAUACGAAGCCCGGGCAAUAUGUGCUGGAGACCGUCGUGCACUAUCUCUACAUUGAGUUUGGCAUCAACCCGGACGCGGAUCGCAACAUCUGGUUUUUGUUAGGACUGGAAGUCAACCUGGCGAUGCGAAUGGGCUACCACCGCGACCCCAGCCACUUCCCGGGCAUCUCACCGCUGCAGGGGGAGAUGCGACGACGACUCUGGGCCACCGUGUUGACGAGCGACAUUCUCCUCUCCAGCCAGAUGGGGAUGCCACGGAUGAUCUGUGACUGGAAGUGCGACACGGCCGAGCCGCGCAACCUCUACGACAUGGACCUGGACCAGGAGCUGACCCAACUGCCACCGGCCCGCCCCGAGACGGAACACACCACGGCGCUGGGGAUCAUCGCCCGUCGCCGCAUGAUCAUCGCGCUGGGCGCGAUCGCCGAUCUCGCGGACGCGGUCAAACCGGUCAGCUACGCGGAGAUCAUGCAAGCGGAUAAAGCGCUGCACGAGGCGGUCGCCAGCAUCCCCCCGCCGCUCCGCAUCAAGCCGCUGGCGGCGAGCGUGACGGAUUCGCCGCAGGUGAUCAUGUCGCGGCUCUUCCUGGGCCACCUUUUGUACAAGGGGCAGAUCAUGCUGCACCGACGGUUCCUGGAGCUGCAUGUUGCGGCCACGGCGUCAGCGACAGCGACUGGUGCGGGGGCUGGCGCUGGCGCUGGCGAGAAUGCUAGCGAGCAAGCCAGUGGUGAAGCGCCCUUCGCGUAUUCGCGCACCGCCUGUAUCGACGCCUCGCUGGGGACGUUGCACAUCCAGCACGUGCUCGACGAGGAGACCUGCCCGGGCGGCCAGCUCCACGAGAUGCGGUGGCGCAUCACCUCCAGCAUGAACCACCUCUUUCUAACAGCGACGAUGAUCCUCUGCUCGCUGCUGCACCGGGCGCAGCCGCUCGGCGAGCGCACGGAAGAAGUCCUGGCCGCCCUGCGGCGGGCGCGCACCAUCUGGAUGCGACGCAGUACCUCGUCCCGGGAGGCGAAGCGCGCGACGGAGAUCGUCAGCCUUACCCUUGCGCACACCGGGGACGGGAAUCGGAGUGCGACGAGCGCCGAGGAGGACAGCGAGCCGAUGGUGGUGACGCAGAACGCGUCGACGGUCACCAGCAGUGACUUCACCACAGGGUUGGGGAUGACCACCUGGUCGCAUUCCAUGGAUCUGAAUGAAGCCGACCGGCGGAUGAUGCCGUCAAUGCUGGGACCGUACCCGCCCCCGCAGUACACCGGGAUGGACUACUCCUUCCCCAUGAUGGACGACUGGUUACAGAUGCAAUGGCUGGGUCCGCAGGAGGCGGAUCCGUUCUUUUCCGGAUGACUUACAUCGUUCAGGAUUAAAUGUUUACUACUGGGAAUAACACCAUUGUGAAGAUUCUGAUCACCGCUGCAAGAUCAGCGACCGUGAUAAGAGUAAGUAAUUAGCUAUGUUGCUAAAUUCAUCUAUCUCUGUUAAGGAUGUGGAUGGUGGAUGAAUCCCGGCUACGUAGUCUACCUGAGGAACUACCUUAGGUAGCUAAGACCCACCGAGGAGUACGGCAGACCAUGUUUCGGUCUGCCCGGCGAGGACCGCGAACAAUAUCCUGUCCAAUAGAAUGCAGAUUAGAAGGGGACGCUCUUGAGAAUUCUAAUCAACAGGAACAGGC
Aspergillus aculeatinus CBS 121060 is the source of this 2692-nucleotide messenger RNA. Its product is annotated as putative transcription factor. The transcript is spliced from 4 exons. Gene Ontology annotation, molecular function: DNA binding; DNA-binding transcription factor activity, RNA polymerase II-specific; zinc ion binding. Gene Ontology annotation, cellular component: nucleus. The record is from RefSeq and is a predicted model, not a curated record. Bases 79 to 2367 code for a protein of 762 amino acids. NCBI's taxonomy places the organism in Eukaryota, Fungi, Ascomycota, Eurotiomycetes, Eurotiales, Aspergillaceae. Gene Ontology annotation, biological process: DNA-templated transcription; regulation of DNA-templated transcription.